AUGGGUGGGGACCCCCGGGCCACAGGCAGUAGCCUGCUUGGAGCCUCGGUUUCUCCACCUGCGGGACGCGGAAGUCCCCCCGCUGUAAGUCCAGUCUCACAGCCCAGCUCCGACCCCAAACCCAGCCCUUGCCCUCCGUGCUCUGAUCCUAUCUCCUUUCUUUCUCCAGCCGCGGAGGCGGUGCUGCUUCCCCAAAACGACACGCGCUUGGACCCCGCAGCCUACGGCGCCCCGUGCGCGCGAGGCUCGCAGCCCUGGCAGGUCUCGCUCUUCAACGGCCUCUCGUUCCACUGCGCGGGUGUCCUGGUGGACCAGAGUUGGGUGCUGACGGCCGCGCACUGCGGGAACAAGCCACUGUGGGCUCGAGUCGGGGAUGACCACCUGCUGCUUCUUCAGGGCGAGCAGCUCCGCCGGACCACUCGCUCUGUUGUCCAUCCCAAGUACCACCAGGGCUCAGGCCCCAUCCUGCCAAGGCGAACAGAUGAGCACGACCUCAUGUUGCUGAAGCUGGCCAGGCCCGUAGUGCCGGGGCCCCGCGUCCGGGCCCUGCAGCUUCCCUACCACUGUGCCCAGCCUGGAGACCAGUGCCAGGUCGCUGGCUGGGGCACCACGGCCGCCCGGAGAGUGAAGUACAACAAGGGCCUGACCUGCUCCAGCGUCACUAUCCUGAGCCCUAAAGAGUGUGAGGUCUUCUACCCUGGCGUGGUCACCAACAACAUGAUAUGUGCCGGACUGGACCGGGGCCAGGACCCUUGCCAGAGUGACUCAGGAGGCCCCCUGGUCUGUGAUGAGACCCUCCAAGGCAUCCUCUCAUGGGGUGUUUACCCCUGCGGCUCUGCCCAGCAUCCAGCUGUCUACACCCAGAUCUGCAAAUAUAUGUCCUGGAUCAAUAAAGUCAUACGCUCCAACUGAUCCAGAUGCCCAGAGGCUCCGUCGUCCAUCCUCUUCCUCCCCGGUCGGCUGAACUCUCCCCUUGUCUGCACUGCUCAAACCUCUGCUGCCCUCCACGCCGCUAAACAUCUCUCCUCUCGCCUCAUUCCCCCACCCAUCCCCAUUCUCUGACUGAACUGAAGCUGAAAUGCAGAGAAGCAUUAUUCCAGAAAAGCAAGGAAGCCGGUCAUCGCCCAGUCUCUGAGAGCAGUUAUUGGGGUCACCCAACCUGACUUCCUCUGCCACUCCCUGCUGUGUGACUUUGGGCAAGCCAAGUGCCCUCUCUGAACCUCGAUUUCCUCAUCUGCAAAAUAGGAACAAUGACGUGCCUACCUCUUAGCCAUGUUCUGAGGAGACUAUGAUAUAACAUGUGUAUGUAAAUCUUCAUGGUGAUUGUCAUGUAAGGCUUAACACAGUAGAUGGGGAGCUCUGACUAAAGGUUACCUGUUGUCAUGAUCUGACCACAUCCCAGUGAGAGCAUUUCCAGGGAAGAAGUGCACGGGGUAGCCCCCAAUCCCAACCCUGCAUCCCCAUCCCUUAGGGCUGAUGGAAGAAUCAUUUUCCCCACCCUAGUUCCAAGUCCCAGGAACCACCUUUUAACCACUUCCUUCUCAUCUCCCACUGUUUCCCACUUCUGGUUCCACCCAACACCAGUUCCUCCUGUCUUGGUAGGCACUAGGCUGGCUGUGAGUCAUAUAGCACCUUCUCUGCCUUCAUGGGGCUGCUAGAACUCAAGGGACCUCACCUUGCUUCCAUCCUAGCCUCUAAGACCAGAGGACUGAGGGGAUAGUGAAGAUUGGAGAACUCCUGCCACCUCAACUGCCAAGUUUGUGCCAAGAAACCUCCCUCUGACAUUUAGGGGAAAAAUCUUUGGUUUGUCUGUUAUUAAUUGGCCGUGAGAUUUUCGUCCUGAAAACUUGGGAGGAGGAAUUUUUUGACUCUCUCUGAAAUUGGGGGCGGGGAGGGGAGUUAAUACACAGAGUCCAGGUAAAGCUAAUAGAAGUUUGAGUGUCUACUGGGUGCGGUGGCUCACGCCUGUAAUUCUAGCACUUUGGGAGGCUGAGGAAAGUGGAUCAUCUGAGGUCAGGAGUUCAAGACCAGCCUGGCCAAAAUAGCAAAAUCCCAUCUGUACAGAAAAUAUAAAAAUUAGCCGGGCAUAUAAUCCCAUCUAUUUGAGAGGCUGAGGCAGGAGAAUCACUUGAACCUGGGGGGCGGAGGUUGCAGGGGGCCGAGAUUGCGCCAUUGCACUCCAGCCUGGAUGAAAGAGCGAAACUCUUUUUUUCUCAAAAAAAGAAGAAGUUUGAGUGUCUCAGCUUAUCCUGAACUUUGAAGCAGUAACAUAAGCUAGCUGAAUAUAGGCACAAUAGAAAUUUCCCAUUAAGCACUGGUUUGUUUGUCCUUUCAGUCACCAAUUUAUGGAGCAUCUAGUAUGUGCCAGGCCCAGUGCUGGGUGCUGCGGACAUACGUAGGGGUGAUCACAAGGUCCCUCCCGCUGCAAAGCCCACAGGAGGUUGAUGUACAAAGUCUGAGCACAGAGUCUGGUACAUAGCUCCCUUCCGUGGCCUCUUUCCCAUUCUGCCCCCAUUAGCACACCCAGGAAAUGUCAGUCAGUCAUAUCAGCUGGGUUUGUCAUCCAAGGAUCAGAAGCGAGGUCAGUGCAAACUUGAAAACUCGAUUCAUUUUUAAAGGCAACUCACCCAUCCCUUUAGUCACUCCACAAUGUUUAUUGAGCCACGUCUUAUGCCAGGCCUCAAAGAUGAAUCAGACCAGGCACUACCCUCAAGGAGUUGCUAGUUAGGUCGGGGAGACAGGCCAGCCUUACAUUCCUGUCAUUCGGGUGUCACUCAAAAGUCACCUCCUCCAGGAAGCCUUCCUGAAUUGCCCAGGCUAGAGGAGUCCACUUUUGGUCACCCAGUCCUGAUGCUCCGUUUAUUUUUUUAUAGCACCUAUUAUACCUGAAAUUA
Messenger RNA from Mandrillus leucophaeus (drill), 2894 nucleotides. It is a transcript of the gene KLK10, whose product is annotated as kallikrein-related peptidase 10. Gene Ontology annotation, biological process: proteolysis. NCBI's taxonomy places the organism in Eukaryota, Metazoa, Chordata, Mammalia, Primates, Cercopithecidae. Gene Ontology annotation, molecular function: serine-type endopeptidase activity. The transcript has 5 exons. The record is from RefSeq and is a predicted model, not a curated record. The coding region runs from base 1 to 912 and encodes 303 amino acids.